CUUCCCCGAGAGCCAGCCCGCAGCUCCAACUGCUCGCCCCGCCGGCGGAGAUGAUGGUCCCCAGGCAGCAGGGACGCCCAGGUCACCCCGCUGAGCCAUGAACGCCUCGGUGGCCGGCAGCCAGCUGAGACAGCCCGAGCCCCAGGACGUGGCCGCCUUCACCCCCGUGUCCAUCGUCAGGAGCGUGAGCAAGAAAUCGGACGCGCUGCCGGUGAUCUCGGUGAUCGUGGUGCUCUUCGUGCUGCUGGCCGUGUUCAUCGUGCUGCUGGUGCACUACGGCCCCCAGCUGCGCACGGUGCAGGUCACGCUGCGCCACGAGCCCAUGGCCCAGCACAUGGACACCGUGCUCCUCACACAAUGGAGGUGCCUGGAUCCCCACGGCAAGAUGGGCUCGGCUGGAGUGACCUGCCACUGCUCCUGCAGCCACCACCUUCCCCUUGGGAGUGCUGAGCCCAAUGUCAUCGAGAUCACCUACCUGUGAC
Messenger RNA from Melozone crissalis (California towhee), 482 nucleotides. It is a transcript of the gene SMIM33, whose product is annotated as small integral membrane protein 33. The transcript is spliced from 2 exons. The record is from RefSeq and is a predicted model, not a curated record. The coding region runs from base 98 to 481 and encodes 127 amino acids. NCBI's taxonomy places the organism in Eukaryota, Metazoa, Chordata, Aves, Passeriformes, Passerellidae.